This is a messenger RNA of Exaiptasia diaphana, 1017 nucleotides long. Its product is annotated as modulator of smoothened protein. The transcript is spliced from 3 exons. Bases 247 to 753 code for a protein of 168 amino acids. NCBI's taxonomy places the organism in Eukaryota, Metazoa, Cnidaria, Anthozoa, Actiniaria, Aiptasiidae. The record is from RefSeq and is a predicted model, not a curated record. Gene Ontology annotation, biological process: negative regulation of smoothened signaling pathway. Gene Ontology annotation, cellular component: ciliary membrane; Golgi apparatus.
UCGUAAUAACUCGUAACUCAAUCAAGAAAUAUUUUGUUAGUUGUGUUCUGUUCUCCGACUCACGAAAUUAUAAUCAUUGGCCGUUGAUUUUGUUCCUCGGAACUAUUUUUGCAUCUACUAAGCUUAACUUAUAUGCUGUUAUCAAGACUCGCCAUUUGAUGGAUAAUAUUUUUUCACAACAAACUAGAACGCAAUGUCAAAGUGAAAACUCAUUUUGCACGAAGCUUAAUUAAGCUUAAGUCGAAAAUGGACAAAUUCGUGAUUAUAGGAGGAAUAUUGUGCUUCGCAGCUGAUGUUUUUGCUAUUGCUGCCUUGGCAACACCGAAAUGGGUUGUUACAGAACUCUCAGGUUUUAUUCACCUUGGACUGAUUGUUAUGUGUCAAAAGUCUCCACGGCAACCAGAAGUCUGUAUUAGUCCCGACCUUCCAGGUGAAUGGAAAGCAACUUUGGCAUUCUUACUGGUUGGUGUGUUAUCAUUAACUCUUAGUUGGUUAUUGAUAUUCAUCUCAUUCUGGAAACCAUCUUGUAUGUCUGCAGCAAGGUGGAUUGCAUUUUUAGCAAUGACAGUGUUCUGUUUUGCUGCAUUGAUAUUUCCACUUGGUUUCCAUAUGCCAGAAAUUGGAGGAGAAGCAUUCAAACUGCCAACAGGAACAAGUGUUGGGCCAUCUUUCUUCCUGUUCAUUUUUUGUAUUGUUUUUACAGUUGCCUCAGAGUUAUUCAUAUUUAAAGUUUGCCCUUUGUUAUUGCGCUGAUAAGAGCAAGUGUCAUUGUCUAAGGAGUGCAACCUUCAUAGUCCAUCAACUUCAGUUUUUUSCUCAUACAAAACAAAGUGUAUUUACAAUUAAAAAAAAAUUUCCACUAUGAAUUUUUUUCKUUUUAUUGUAAAUAAUUCAUAGCCUUAAAUUGUAUUGUAUACAUUUUGUACAGCAUGUUAUGUCAAAAAGUGUUUUCAUGUUGUGUCAAAAAGUGUUUACAUCAUAACCUUGAAUUUAUAAUAUUAAAAGUGUAUAUAUGGG